UGGUCGUCCAAGAUGGCCGCGCCCUGGAGCAGUGCUGCAGACGAGUUGUGUAAGCGGCUGUUUGACAGUUGAGGAGCCGCAGGUCGUGAGUUCCACCUGCAGAGAGACGGAGGAGCGAGUGACCAGGUCCCAUCAUCCUCAGAGCCGCAGACAUGAGCAAGGACGAGUUCAUACUUCCAAAGGACUUCCCUCAGCUCCGGAAUGAUACAUUCCUGCGAGCAGCGCGAGGGGAAGAAACUGAACAUGUCCCAGUCUGGUGUAUGAGACAGGCUGGUAGAUAUCUACCAGAGUUUCGUGAGUUCAGAGCAGGGAAGGAUUUCUUUGACACAUGUCGGUCGCCGGAGGCCUGCUGUGAGCUCACUCUGCAGCCUCUGAGACGUUUUCCCUUCGAUGCUGCCAUCAUCUUCUGUGACAUCCUGGUUGUCCCACAGGCCUUGGGUAUGGACGUCCAGAUGGUGCCAGGUAAAGGUCCCACAUUCCCGGAGCCCCUGAAGGAGCCAGAGGACCUGCAGAAACUUCGGGUCAAAGUGGAUGUGGCCAAGGAGCUGGGCUACGUCUUCAAAGCCAUCACACUGACCAGACACAAGAUAGAGGGCAAAGUGCCUCUCAUAGGAUUCACUGGAGCUCCGUGGACGCUGAUGUCCUACAUGAUAGAGGGCGGUGGCUCUCCCACUCACUCCAAGGCGAAGCGUUGGCUCUACAGACACCCGGAGUCCAGCCACAUGCUGCUGAAGAUGCUGACAGACGUGAUAGUGGAGUAUCUGCUGGGGCAGGUGGCCGCUGGAGCUCAGGCUCUGCAGGUGUUCGAGUCCCACGCUGGCAUCCUGGGACCCGUCGAGUUCAAAGAGUUCUCUCUGCCUUACCUCCGAGACAUCGCCCGCCGGGUCAAAGAUAGACUGAAGGAGUCGGGGCAGGAUGUUCCCAUGAUUGUGUUUGCAAAGGAUGCUCACUAUGGGUUGGAGGAUCUCUCUCAGUCUCAUUACGAGGUUGUCGGGCUGGACUGGACCAUUGACCCACGCUCAGCACGGGAGCUCACAGGAGGGAAGGUCAGCUUGCAGGGAAACAUGGACCCUUGUGCUCUCUACGCUCCAAAGGAGCGCAUCUCCGAGAUCGUGAAGAAGAUGCUGGAGGGUUUCGGCACACGGGGCUACAUCGCCAACCUGGGCCACGGCCUUUACCCCGACAUGGACCCCGAGCAUGUGGGCGCUUUCGUCGAAGCCGUUCACCUACACUCUAAAAAGAUGAAUAAACAAAUAUAAAGGGAGAUGUGUGAUCGACAAAAUCUCAUGAUGAUUGUGAUGGAAAAAUAAAUGGAUUUUUUAUUAAAAAGUAUGAAAAGUACUAAGCAUUGGGGUUUAAAUACUUAAUGGCAACAUUAAAAAGGAAACAUUUUAUCUGUUUCAGCAGGUGAGAUGAUUCUGUUACAUUUCAAGAAUGUCUGCAUUAGGCGGAUGAACUAUGGCAUACAGGAAAAACAACAAAUUAUUUAUAUGUUCUGGCACAAAAGUGAUAAAAACUGACAUGUUCAUUUACAUAAAUUCAAUAUCUUCUGAAGAUUUUCAGGAGAAAACAACAUGUUGGUUUUCUAAGACAUAUCUUUAAUAUGUUGCUCUGACCGGGAGUGGAUUAUGUGUGUGGAUUGGAGCAGGAUGAUAUUCUUACAAGUACAUGUCCUUUUAUAAAUGCAUUUUCAGUGGUAUGGGAUUGUAUUUUUAUUAAUAUUGGAUUUAUUCAAAGAGCUUUGACUUGUAGUCUUUGACCUAAAGAUGAUUUUAGUCUUAGAUUCAAGCUCACAAGGAUGUCGCUUUAGACAUGCAACACUUUCUAACCGUAAUGGCUGUAAAAGCUCAUCAGUAAAAGCUGAGCUCUUCACCAGUACGAGCCGGUUCAUGAAGUGAAAAACAUGCAUACGAAAACAAAAGCUACUGGUUUGGAGUAAGACUGACAGGCAGGGACACACUGCUGCAGUGAGACUAUCAAUUUUUAAAGAUAAAUUGUCUGCACACAGCAGUGGAUCGUUCCUGUGGCUGACAUCUUAGUGGUGAACAAAUCACCUGCUGGAUCUCAGCAUGGAGACUUUUAUUUUUACUGUUGUGGAUGGAAUAAGCUUCUAAGAAACGCACAUAAUGAGAAGGUGUGUGAUGCUUUUUACCUUAAUCUGGUUUCAUCUAUGUUUCCUUUCAUCAACUCAGACAUUGGCUUAUGAAGGGAAUCGCAGUUUAAUUAUUACAUAGAGACAGGUUUAAUAUGAAUGCAUUUUUCCUGAAUAUUAAAACAUCCACAUGUUUAUAUCAGGGUGUUUAUAUUCAGUUCAAUAACAGUCAAUUAAAUUUUUGGUGAAAUUUA
Pleuronectes platessa (European plaice) is the source of this 2346-nucleotide messenger RNA. RefSeq names its product uroporphyrinogen decarboxylase (gene urod). Gene Ontology annotation, molecular function: uroporphyrinogen decarboxylase activity. Lineage: Eukaryota; Metazoa; Chordata; Actinopteri; Pleuronectiformes; Pleuronectidae. The transcript is spliced from 10 exons. The record is from RefSeq and is a predicted model, not a curated record. The coding region runs from base 153 to 1259 and encodes 368 amino acids. Gene Ontology annotation, cellular component: cytosol. Gene Ontology annotation, biological process: heme biosynthetic process.